AGCGGUAAUGUUUUCAUCUGAUCUGUCGAUCUGAUAUUUUUAGAUCUUUCCUACGAUCCUUUUAUUUUUUUAACUUUCUUACACCAUAUCAACAGAUAGCCAUUGGUCCCGAUGAGAGCAAUUAUCCAGCGUGUUACACAGGCAAGUGUUUCCGUUGAUGGUGAAGUAAUCAGCAGCAUUGGUAAAGGACUUUGUGUUUUACUGGGAAUUUCAAAACAUGACACUCCUAAGGACAUUGAAUAUAUGGUGCGAAAAAUCUUAAACUUAAGAGUGUUUGAUGAUGAUGGACAACGAUGGAAGAAGUCUGUUGUGGAUAAAAAUCUUGAAGUAUUGUGUGUGAGCCAGUUCACACUACAAGCGGUUCUUAAAGGUAAUAAGCCAGACUAUCAUCUUGCUAUGGGAGGUGAACAAAGUGAGGCUUUUUAUCAAGACUUUCUGAACCAUAUGAGGACAGUGUACAGAACUGAUGCAAUUAAAGAUGGGAAAUUUGGAGCAUACAUGCAGGUUCACAUUCAAAAUGAUGGUCCUGUGACGAUAUCACUAGAAUCACCACCGCCAAAACCGGCUCAGGAAAAACAGGUAAUUGACCUAACCUAACAUUUAUUCACCACAACGAAUUUUUUCUGAAGAUGAAGUACGAAAACAAAAUCAAUAAUCGUGAACUCCCUUAUGCCAUUUUCCCGCGCUGUCUGAAACGUUAUACCCGUCGUUAUAAAUUUUUGUAUGCUGGUCAAAUAAUUGAAAAUUAUUAAGAAGCGAGGUUGACUAACGAUAGAGAUGAUUGGAUUGGAUUAUAAGAUGGGUCACUGAUAAACUUUAAAACGCGAGGCUUUGUUUUCAAGUUUGGUUCAAAUUUCUUUGAAAAUUGGCAAAGUUUUGUUACGAAUCGAAAUUUCUCAACAUCAAACGUUACGUAUACUUCUUUUGUGUGGAAACUUUCCUGCUCAAGAGACCACUGAAAAACGUUAUCCCUUGUUGAAAGAUUUUUUACAUGGGAAGGGAAAAAAAUUCAGGAGAACCUUAACUCAGGUGUUCCUAAUAUUUUGUGAGAACUACAACCAGCUUUAAAGGCUAACGGACCAUGUGUUGUGAAAUUAAGUCCACUAAGUUUUGCGCUUGUAUUUAGUUUUCUUAGGCUUGGGUUCGAUACUAAUCUACUUUCAGAACUUUUUUCUCCGAUCUUCCAUGCGCACUAAAACGGCAUUUUCGACCACCGAAAAUGGAACCUUCAAAAACGCCCCUUCGAGUAGAUAAAUUUGAAAACGCAAACCAGAUAAUUUUGUUUGGACGGCCAAUACUGAACUAUUGGAAGCAUUGGCGUCACAAAGUCGAAAUGAGCGCAGGCUCAACUAAUGUGCGCAUGCUUUAGUUCAAGUUUAUAACAACAAUAAACUGAUGUUGAUGAGACCCAAGAAGCAAUAUCUCAAAGACAGACACACACACCGGGCCUUGUAACACUUUAUUUCAGAGACACGUAACACCGCGAUCCUUAUGUCACGCUCAUGGGUAAAAUCUCAGCAACUUAGGUAACAUGCUACUAAGGCUCGACCUCAAAGUGCAACUCCAGUAGACAACAAUCGGACUCUUUAGCUGUUACAACAUAUCUUCACUUCCUGAGUAAAGGCCAUUGUUACCUACAUCUGUAAAAGACGGCGUGUCAAUGGUUCCAGUCAUUUCCUUCACGUGUGCACCUCCUGCCCCAUUCCCCCUAGACUGCAAAACAGUCGUUUUCGGACGUUUUCGGAAAGGCGCGAAGCGCCGUAAGCGCGAUCCUCGCGUG
Messenger RNA from Orbicella faveolata, 1780 nucleotides. Its product is annotated as D-aminoacyl-tRNA deacylase-like. Gene Ontology annotation, molecular function: D-tyrosyl-tRNA(Tyr) deacylase activity. Gene Ontology annotation, cellular component: cytoplasm. The record is from RefSeq and is a predicted model, not a curated record. Gene Ontology annotation, biological process: tRNA metabolic process. NCBI's taxonomy places the organism in Eukaryota, Metazoa, Cnidaria, Anthozoa, Scleractinia, Merulinidae.